AGGCUUCGGGGAGCUGAGCCCUGGCCUUCCCCAGACGGUUCCCACCAGAGAGGGUAGCAGUGCCCAAGGACCUGGGGCCGAUGGGUGCCCACCUCUGUUCAGCGGCCGGUUGGGGACCGUGUGACCCAAAGCGUCCCUUAGGAGAGGGUGCUGGGUGGGCAGGAGACCCACAUCUUCGGUGCCCAGAUGUUGGAGCCCCUCGGUGGGCACCUGAGACUGGCUGUACCCAGGCCACCCCUCCGUGCAGCUGUGUGACAGGUGCACAGGUUCCAGCUGAGGCGCUGCGCUUCCACGCGGCGGCCCAGGGCGCGCAGGUGCGCGUGGACGCGCACGGCCGCACGGCGCGCAGGGGCGCCUCGUUCCGCGACGGCAUCGUGUUCAGCCAGCGGCCGGUGCAGCCCGGCGAGCGCGUGGCCCUGCGGGUGCUGCGCCAAGAGCCUGGCUGGUGCGGCGGCCUCCGCGUGGGCUUCACGCGCCUGGACCCCGCGCGCGUGCCGGCGCCCGGGCUGCCGCCCUUCGUGUGCCCGGACCUGGAGGCGCAGAGCCCGACGUGGGCCGCCGUGCUGCCUGAGAGCUGCGUGCGCGCCGGCAACGUGGUCUGUUUCUGGGUGAACCGCCGCGGCUGGCUCUUCGCCAAGGUCAACGCCGGGCGCCCUCUGCUGCUGCGCAAGGACGUGCUGCUGGGUUCCCCGCUCUGGGCGGUGAUGGAUGUGUACGGGACCACCAAGGCCAUCGAGCUGCUGGACUCCGGAGCCAGUUCGAGCACCACAGCCACCCUGGGGGUCCCCAGCGAGGAAGCAGAGCUGGAGCCUAAAGCUCCGCCGGGGGAUGAGUGCAUUAUCUGCUUCCACCGCGCCGCUGACACCCGCUUCGUCCCCUGCGGCCACCUGCACUUCUGCAGCGCCUGUGCCUGGCGCGUCUUCGAGGACUCGGCCAAGUGCCCCAUGUGCCGCUGGCAGAUCGAGGGGGUGGCAGCAGUGCAGCCACAGAGGCCCGGAGGAGGGUCCUGAGAAGGCUCCCACAGGGGGCAAGCGGGCCUGGCCCCGAGGACAGAGGACAGAGGAGAUGUGGCCCUGCUGGCUUCCUGCGUGAUCAGAAAGCCGGUGAGCAGCUAGAGUGGGGACAAAGGUGGCUGCUUCCCUGCCUCCCCGCCAGCAGGAGACAUGGUGGCCAGAGGAAGCCUGAUUACCCCC
This is a messenger RNA of Cavia porcellus (domestic guinea pig), 1193 nucleotides long. RefSeq names its product neuralized E3 ubiquitin protein ligase 3 (gene Neurl3). The record is from RefSeq and is a predicted model, not a curated record. The transcript is spliced from 5 exons. Bases 81 to 1010 code for a protein of 309 amino acids. NCBI's taxonomy places the organism in Eukaryota, Metazoa, Chordata, Mammalia, Rodentia, Caviidae.